Messenger RNA from Indicator indicator, 897 nucleotides. It is a transcript of the gene NHEJ1, whose product is annotated as non-homologous end joining factor 1. Bases 1 to 897 code for a protein of 298 amino acids. NCBI's taxonomy places the organism in Eukaryota, Metazoa, Chordata, Aves, Piciformes, Indicatoridae. The transcript is spliced from 7 exons. Gene Ontology annotation, biological process: double-strand break repair via nonhomologous end joining. Gene Ontology annotation, molecular function: DNA end binding. The record is from RefSeq and is a predicted model, not a curated record. Gene Ontology annotation, cellular component: nucleus; DNA ligase IV complex.
AUGGAAGGCUCUGAGAAGUUGGAGAGCAGCCUCCUGACACAGCCCUGGACUUCUGUUUGCUUUGGCAAGUCUACUUUUCUUGCCAAAGCAUGCUUCAAGGAUAGUGGCUACAUCUUGCUGAUCUCCGACCUCAGCAGCGUUUGGUACGAGAGUACGAACUCUGAGGCCGUGGGACAAAGGUCUAAGGAGCUGAAUAAACGUCUGACAGUCCAUGUGUCCUCCUUGCUGCGCCACUUGUCCGGGCUGAUGAGUCCUUUGCUGGCAGGAGAGCCAAAUGCCACCACCUCUUUCUCCUGCCACCAUGUUGCUGGUGGCCUCAGCCUGCACAUUAAAAGUGAGCUUUCAGGACUUCCAUUCUACUGGGACUUCCACUGCUGCCCUGCACCUCCAGAGAUGGUGUCUCGUCACCUGCUGCGGCCCCUGAUUCGGAUGAGCCUGGCUCUGCAGUACCAGGUGCAAGAGCUGACUUCCUUGCUGCUCCAGAAGGAUGCUGAGAUUGAAGACUACAGGGAGAGUGGGGCCACUCUCAGCAGAGACCGCCUACGGACAGAGCCCUUCCAGGAGCAGACAUUUCAGCAGAACUUCAUGACUGAGAGCCUGCCCCAGAUCUGCGGAGCGGGAGAAGGGCAGGCAUUCGCCUCUGCUCUGCAGCAGCUCUACGUGGCAGUGACACAGCAGGAGGCCAAGCAGAACCAGAAACGGCGGUGCUCGGAGGAUGCUGAGGGCCCAGCAUUUGCUGCAGAAACCACAGGACAUCCCCAUCCACCAUCUCCAUGCCAGGAGAAUGAAACAGCAUUUUCCAGUGAGCAAACCACGCCAACCUCCUCCCCAGCUCAGAAGCCCCGGCUGCCUGCAGCCAAGGCCAAGCCAAAGAAGGCGAAGGGGCUCUUCAGCUGA